UGUGCUACUCUCUUACCUUCCACACCACACCUCACUGGCAGCUGACAGCUCGCCUCUCGGCACCUUGUCCCUCGUUCAUUGACAAGCGGCUCAGAGCAGCCUCGGUGUGGCCCGUCAUGCCGGCAGCAAGCUCUUCGUCCUCCGGCGCUGGAGGGACAAAGAUGUCGUCUACGGAGAAGAAGAUUCACCACAUCGCGCUCCAUGCUCGCAACAGCACGAUUCUCGUCAACGACAUCGGUGACCAGCUUGGGCUCGAUGCUAGCGAGGUGAUGCUGGCAGCAAACUCCCUGCUCAAAAAGAACCUCGUUAGCAUGCAACACACCGAUCGAGGCAUGCAGCUCCUGGCAGUCUCACGAAGUGAAGCUAGCAUGAUGGGGUCAUUGGCCCCGGAAGAGGGCAUGAUCUACAAACAGAUCAAGGACUCUGGCAACGAGGGUAUAUGGACCAAGGCCCUCAAGGCUCGAACCAACCUUCACCAGACGAUCCUCACGCGAGUCCUCAAGGCACUGGAGAAUAGACAGCUGAUCAAGGCAGUCAAAUCGGUCAAGAAUCCUACUCGGAAGAUCUACAUGCUCUACAACUUGACGCCUUCCGUAGAGCUCUCCGGAGGACCGUGGUAUACCGACAAUGAACUAGAUGUCCCCUUCAUCAACGGUCUUUCCCAAUUUUGCCAUUACUACAUUCAGCAGCAGACGUGGCCCGAUGGUUACCAAUCUUCGCGUCAAAAGCUGUACCCAGCGUCUCACACCAACAGGCUCCCUACUGCGCCUCGCAUCCUGAAAGAGCUGAAAGACAAGCAAGUCACCAGUACUUCAUUGAGUGUGGGUGAGAUGCAGCAGUUGCUGGAGACGCUAGUCUACGACGAGAAGAUCGAAAAAGUGCCAAUGCCAGGAGGGACCGUAGACCCAUCUGCGCACGAAGCGACCGUAAAAAGCGACGAUGAAGAUUCUGACUGGGGCGGCGGCAAGAAAUCAAGAGACAAUGGCGCUUCAUCACGAAGCAGCAGCAAAUCUCGCAAAAAGGGAGACAGACGAGCGGGGGGCAGUCGUUCGCCUACUUCAGGAACGGACUCAGGAUCCGAAUCAUCGAGUGGAUCUAGCGGUAGCGAUGAUGGACGAAAAAGCAAGAAGCGCAAGAGGAGCGAAUCACGCAAAACUUCAAGCAAAUCGGCGAAGAGGUCGAAGAAGUCCUCGUCCUCUCGAACGUCUAGGAGCUCCAGAGAUCGAUCUACCUCAGCAGCCUCGUCCGGUUCGGAGGAGGAGAGCGACGAUGACUCUAUCCUUAGCGAUGAUCGUCGCUCAAGCAAGGGUCGAUCCUCCAAGACCAAAUCUGACAGCACCAAGGGCAGCAAGUCCCGACCUACGGCCAAAUAUACCGGGCCCGAAUUUCUUUCCGACGAAGAUGACGACCAAGAUGUGGACGAUGAAGACGUCAGUGGAGGAGACAACUCGUCCUGGGGCGCUCAGAAUUGGGUUUACCGAGCAUUGCGACCGGUGGAAGUGCCUCUAGGCUUCACCGAGACCCCCUGUGCUCGAUGUCCGGUGUCCGACUUCUGUCGGCCCAGGGGCCCUGUGAACGCAGAGGACUGCGUCUACUACGACGAUUGGAUGGACGGCGCUUGGAGCGACAGUGAAGAAGAGGAGGAGGACGACAAGGGUAGGAUCCGUGCGCGAGAGAAGAAGCAGCAGCAGCAUGCAAAUGGCACGGCCUGAAGAGACUGUGUCCACUCAGCCUGGCGGCCCUCUCUGGGCUCGCAGAAAAGAGCGAAAAGGCGUCCUCCAUCCACAGCGACAUGUGUCGAGCUCAAAGGGGAUGAGGUUCCUCGAAUUCACCACCCAAUGUAAUACCAGACAUUUCAUCAUCAUCU
Microstroma glucosiphilum is the source of this 1867-nucleotide messenger RNA. RefSeq lists its product as hypothetical. Gene Ontology annotation, biological process: transcription by RNA polymerase III. The record is from RefSeq and is a predicted model, not a curated record. The transcript has 3 exons. Gene Ontology annotation, cellular component: RNA polymerase III complex. Lineage: Eukaryota; Fungi; Basidiomycota; Exobasidiomycetes; Microstromatales; Microstromataceae. The coding region runs from base 117 to 1712 and encodes 531 amino acids.